AUGCUUUCAAGAGAGGCGCGCAAGGAGGCCAGAAAGCGCGGAUCGGCGCGCAGAAAGAUCGAUCUGGACGGUCUGGUGUUGAGGCCGUCGCAGCCCAAGAGUCCUCGAAGUCCAGCCAAACCACGAAGUCCUAAAACACCAAAGAUACGCAAGUCUCCCCGGACACCGGGUUCUAGGACCACGCCGAAAAGACUGGCCAGUGCCGAGCUUUCGUCGCCCGGCACGCCUGAAAUCAGCUCCUUUAUAUCUCCCGAGCGCGAACGGACACCGCGGGAGCUGUUUGAGACGCCCAAGACAAGAACUUCUCGCAGAUCAACAAAAACCCCACAACGGACUCCCAAGAGCGCUACUCCCAAGAGAACUCCGCAAUUGGCUGCGAAACAGCGCACCCCGAAAAGCGUGGGACGUGCUGCUAAGACGGCGAAGAAGGCGGGUCGGCCACGUAAACAGGCCAAACAGACGGCUGUUGCUGCUGAGGAGCCCCCGGCCCCGAGCUACUACGAUUACGUGGACGAGCAGGUGAUCGAGGCGACACGCAAACGGGUCACGCAGAAACACCGCGAGAAGACGGCAGAGCGUCGCGAGCACACGGCCCAGGUACAGGAGUCUGUUCAGGACAAGAGACGUCGGUCUGGGAACUACAUCGAGAUCAAGUACGGACGACUGCCGCGGAACAAGACGAAGCUGGUGACGUUGGACGUGAUCAAACAGGUUCUGGUGGACCAUUUGGGGAGCAGCGACGCGCCGGAACAGGCGGUGGGGGUGCAACGCAAGAAACUGGAGCAGUUUUUGCGGAGUUACGCUGAUCAGAUCGACGCCCAUUUUAGCCGGCUGAUCGACACGUAUUUGACAAACAACCUGAUUCUGACAGAGCUGGGCGAGCUGAACAAGUUGAAGAACGAGAAACGCAGCCGAAUCUACGAGAUCCGGCAGCAACGGCGGGAAGUUGCGGUCAAGUUGAAUAGUUUGCGGCGCAAGUACCUGGAGAAGACAGAGAACCACCGGCGGAAAAUGAAGAUUUACAAGCAACUGAGCAGUUUGGAGGAAGGCGGGGACAACGCGUCGUUUGCCAUGACGAGACUGGGCCGGUUGCAGCCAAUCAUCGACCCGCAAUUCGGAGUCGUUGACAAACUGCAACUCCUGAACGAACUUCUACGGGAAAUACAAUAA
Messenger RNA from Ogataea philodendri, 1170 nucleotides. RefSeq lists its product as uncharacterized. The record is from RefSeq and is a predicted model, not a curated record. Lineage: Eukaryota; Fungi; Ascomycota; Pichiomycetes; Pichiales; Pichiaceae. The coding region runs from base 1 to 1170 and encodes 389 amino acids. The transcript has a single exon.